CCCGCCCCCAAGCUGGUUGCUUUUAGCUCACGGGGCUUGGGCUACGACUUGCAAGAGUUUAGGGGGCAACGAACAGAGUGGCCCUACGGGUACCCACGCCCGACAGCCGCCUGAACGCCUAGGACUCCAGGCAGGGAUGCAGCUGGGGGUCUAGGGAAGCACAUCUACCCCCUCCUCUCCUCAGCCCUGACAGGGUGGUUUCCCAGCCCCCUCAAGACAUUCAUGGAUGGAUGAGAGGAGCUGACACUGACCUCCCUCUCUGUGACCACCUUCUCUUCGGCCAUGGAGGAAGCCUUGCUGCCCCUGGCCAUGACCUCUGACCCCAGGCCCUUUAAUCAACAACUCCCAGAGCCUCCAGACCCAAGAUGUGUCUUGGAACCCCAGGACAAUCCUGAAUUGGCACCCGCCCUGGUGUGUGCUCUUUGCUGCUGCUUUGGAAUCAUCUACUGCUGCUUCGGCUACCGCUGCUUCAAGGCAGUGAUGUUUCUCUCCGGCCUGCUAUCAGGAGCCCUGGUGAUCUUCCUGCUGUGCCACAAGGAGCGUGUGCUAGAGACACAGCUGAGCCUGGAGGUGAGCGCGGGCAUUGCGCUAGGCAUCGGACUCCUCUGCGGCCUAGUCACCAUGCUGGUUCGCAGUGUCGGUCUCUUCCUGACUGGUCUCCUGCUAGGCCUAACCCUGGGCGCCGGGGUCCUGCUGGGCACUGAGCCCAUCUACCAACCACCUUCAGCCUGGGUGCCGGCCGGGGGGCUGGUGGGGCUGGCACUGCUGGGAGCCCUGCUCACACUUCGGUGGCCACGUCCAUUCACAGUUCUGGGCACAGCCCUGCUGGGUGCUGCGGUGCUGGUGGCCUGUGCUGACUACUUCCUGGAGGGGCUGGCACUGGGCAGUCGGCUGGGCCAGCGCUUGCAGGCACUUCCAGCCUUGCCUCCUCUCUGCUGGUAUAGCUGGGUCUUGCUGGGGACCUGGCCAGCCCUGGGGGCCCUUGGGGCCCUGGCCCAGUGGAAGCUCAUGGAUGAGGAACGUGGAGGCCACACCAAUGCAGUGGUCUUGAGCCACCAGCGAAGGCAUCUGCAACUCCUUCGGAUCCGUCAGCAAGAGGCUAAGUGGCACCAGACCUCCCCUGGGGUGGGGCUCUGUGAGGGCAGCUACCGGCGCCCGCUCCACCCCAGCGCCCGGAGCCCUGCUGACAGUCUGGCUCCAAGCUAUCUCCAGAGCCUUCGAGAGCGCCAGCUGGGACCAGGCACCCAGGCCACAGCUCCCCACACUGUCCUGGACCUGGAUUCUGACUGUGGUUCCACUGUACCCCUCACCACACCUUCUGGUUCCACCCGGACCUGAGCCUAAACCUCCACUGAUGCCCUCACCCCUAGCAAGGGCCUGGGAACACUAGGUGGGCAGGGCCUGGGCCCACAGGAUCCAACACAAACUUCCCCACCUCUUGGGGAUGGAAUCUGUGCUCCAACCCAGAGCAGCCCUGUAGGGAUAUGUUUUAGGUACAGAUAGAGAAGAAUCUUGUAGGGAAGGGAGACGAAUGGAAAUAUGAGUACAUACCUCUGUCCAAUAAUAGAGGUGCUCUGGUCCCUAAAGUAACUGACUCCCUAAUUCCCUCCAAACCAAACCAAGGAGGACCGUUACCCAGAUAGCCUUCUAUAUACCCGCCUCAGUUUGCCUCACAAUGGUAAAAUAAGGGGUUUCGUUUUUGUAGGACCUAAAGAAAAUCAGGAAGCCUCCUAAAGCACUUGAUAGCUUUUUGAUGGGGAGAAGGGCAACAGAGGAGCUUAAGGGUCCCUAAUCCCCAGGUCCCUCAUUAGGGGGCAGUUGGGUUCCUGGUUAGCCUUUCCCUCUGGACCCCGUAGGCUCAAGCCCCCUUCUCCUACCUCAGUUGGGGGUACUGUCCUCCAUGGUGCUUCCCUUUCCCUUCUUCUUAAUGUGGGGAAGACCACAGGGCAGUGCCUGGCUCAGCACCCCCCUUCUCCCAAAGCUGGCUUCUUGCUCCAAGGAGAGAGCAUUGGCCCACAUGCCAGAGUCUUGCCCUUUUGCCCAAAGGAGCCUGGUCUUCAGGGCUGCGUGGAAGACAAGUGCCUUCUCUGCCUCUCAUCAUAGGUGACACUAAUCUCCUUAACCAGAACAUUGUCCCAGCCACUAACCCAUUCUAACUCUCCACUACCCCUGAUUCUCCUGCCCAAAGUCUGUACCCUGGUUCCCCAGACAGCAUGAAGGAAGAUAUGUCCCUGCCCCGGGGAAGCAGGGUUAUGAUGGGAGGGAGGAAGAACACGGGAGCAUGUGAAUAAAAUGGCAUUGAACAUUGAAUCAGGGAGUCCAGCCUCUACUGUUGCUGCUCUUUUCUUUCUUUGCACCCCAGAACAAAGGGUUAGCCAUACUGACAAGUCCUCUGUCCCUUAAAGAUCUGAUGAGGGUACCUUUAUCAGACUGGACUACCGUAGGAGCUGCACACGCACAGCCAGAGGAAGAGUUGUUCACUGCUCUCUCAUGAAGUUAACCUUUAUCAAGCACAAAUGCUCCAGGCACUUCACAUAUAGUAUUUCAUUUAAUGCAACAACCCUGCAGGAUUGGUAUUAACCUUAUUUUGCAGACGGGAAAUCCAAGGCUUAACGAGGUUAAUUAACUUGCCC
This is a messenger RNA of Globicephala melas (long-finned pilot whale), 2633 nucleotides long. RefSeq names its product transmembrane protein 198-like. NCBI's taxonomy places the organism in Eukaryota, Metazoa, Chordata, Mammalia, Artiodactyla, Delphinidae. Gene Ontology annotation, biological process: positive regulation of canonical Wnt signaling pathway. The record is from RefSeq and is a predicted model, not a curated record. Gene Ontology annotation, cellular component: plasma membrane; cytoplasmic vesicle.